This is a messenger RNA of Athalia rosae (coleseed sawfly), 1842 nucleotides long. It is a transcript of the gene Alg-2, whose product is annotated as programmed cell death protein 6. The coding region runs from base 224 to 796 and encodes 190 amino acids. Gene Ontology annotation, molecular function: calcium ion binding. NCBI's taxonomy places the organism in Eukaryota, Metazoa, Arthropoda, Insecta, Hymenoptera, Athaliidae. The record is from RefSeq and is a predicted model, not a curated record. The transcript has 4 exons.
UAACAACUGACGUAUGUUCUGUGCUAUCACUCUAGUAUAAUUCGUGCAACGAUGACCGCUCAUCGUUGAUCAGAAGGUUAGCAAAAGUAAUUCGCGCGAUUAUUCCGUAUUUUUCAGUGGGCACGGCUCUGCGUAGAUACAGAAGAGUUUCUAAUUGAACUUUGCACGAAGAUUCGGACAUAUAAGCGAAGUCUUUGGAUUCACAAAAGUAAACCCAGCAAAAAUGUCGUUCGUUUCGCCAAUGCCUAGUCGCGAAUUUCUUUGGGAUGUUUUCCAAAGAGUGGAUAAAGAUCGUUCUGGUGCAAUAACAGCUGAAGAGCUACAAGUAGCUCUUUCCAAUGGAACCUGGACUCCAUUCAAUCCGGAAACAGUCCGUCUGAUGAUCGGUAUGUUUGAUAUUGACAAAAUCGAUCCUGCUUCUCCAGGUAUGUUUGAUAAAAAUCAAACUGGAACUGUCAGUUUUGAAGAAUUUGGUGCCCUAUGGAAAUAUGUCACUGACUGGCAGAGUUGCUUCCGUUCAUUUGAUCGCGACAACAGUGGAAAUAUAGACCGAAAUGAACUGAAAACAGCCCUCACUAAUUUUGGCUAUCGCUUGUCAGACCAUAUAAUAGAUACACUCAUACGCAAGUAUGAUCGAGCUGGUAGAGGGACCAUCUACUUUGAUGAUUUUAUUCAGUGCUGUAUCGUGCUAUACACGUUGACGUCGUCAUUCAGACAGUUUGACACAGAUCAAGAUGGUGUGAUAACAAUUCACUAUGAGCAGUUUCUAAGUAUGGUAUUCAGUCUAAAGGUUUGAAGGGCGAAAUUCUAAAAUCAAUGGAUUACUGGCUCUAAGUAUUCUACAGCACAUUCUCAUUACGAUUAUUUUUAUUAUUACUAUUAUGUUAAGACCAAUAUAAAACUGCUGUUACACUAUGAUGUUUAAUGCAUUCAGAUAUGGUACUAUGUCACUGUGGCCAAAUUCCAUGUUUUGAUUUAGGCUGAACACAUAAAUGAUGCAGAUUUUAGCGUUUUUUCAUAGAUUCUUAGUAACCACUUCUGUACCAUGACCGAUUUUCAUCACUCAUGGGUCUGAUAUGCCGCAAUUGUGCUUUUUGGAAUCUUUCAGUAUUGGUGAUGCCUAAAUACAUCUAUGUUCAUAUAUAUAUACAUAUACAACUAUAUAUAUUUACCGAUUUAUAUUAUUACGGAAAUGUCAAUUUGUUGAAUACGUUGUAACUUCCAUAUGCCAACUCUGAACGAAACAAUGAUACGUGAUAUGCUCUGUUCCUCUAGCCUAGCAAAUUAGAUGAACAAAUUGUGGAAUAAUUUGAGAAAUAUUUACAUACGUUUCACAAAUUUGUAUUUGAAAAAUUUGUAGAUUUCGACGAGAUAAUUAUUUACUUAUUCGUUCGAAUAAUCGUUAAAUAUUGACAAAUUCACGAAAUACAUCAACUCAAUCUGCCCUAACCAGAUGCGUUGCAUCUUAUUAUUCGAUAUUGUUUCAAAGGAUGCAUAAUCUGUUUCCUGUGAACAUGUGCAAAUGUUAUGAAGUUUGUUUCAGCAUUUCUCGUUACCUAUGUAAUACUUAUAAUGAUAUAAUUCAUCAAAAAACGCCGUCUGCAUUACGUCUUGUUCCUUAUCUGCCAUUAAAUUUUGUCAAUGUUGAUUAUUGAUGUGUCAAAAGAUCAUCAUAUUAUACACAUGAGUAUAAUACUAUUAUACACACAAAUUGCUUGUAAGUGUGCUUUUACUUUCUAUGACUACUUUCAUUAUCUAUGUUUAUCUAUUUUCUAAUUGUUUUUAUAGCUAUUCGAAAAUGUAAAAUAUAUUUAUGAAGAAAAAAUUAUUUUCUUUACAAAA